GGGGGUGGCGUCACUUCCGCGCCCCUCCCUGCCCCCGCCCAGCGCGGCCGGCGCGUGGAGCCGGUUGGCGGCGGGUCCGAUCGCGCCGCGCACGAGGCAGCCGCGGUCGCGCCGCCGGGCUGGCGGGGGGGGGGCGGGGGAGAGCCGGUCCCGCGCCCGCUCGGGUCCCGCGCCCGCCCCGCCGGCAUGGGGCUCGGCUGGGGGCGCCAGCGGUGACUCAGCCGUUGUAUGUCUGAGAUUUGUCCACACACUGACUCUUCAGACAGGUCUUCCAUAUCUCAAGUCGAGAAGUUUCAUAUCAUACUAAACAUGGAGAAAGAAGAAAAGAAAUUUGUCAAUAAAGCAGAGGAAGAUGAGAUGGAGAUCUGUGGCUACGAUCUGUGUCGCUGGAAGUUGGUGCUAGUUACUGUAGGGGUGAUCUGUUCUGGUGGCUUUCUUCUCCUUCUCCUCUACUGGAUGCCUCAGUGGCGUGUGAAAGCAACGUGCAAAAGGACUACGCUUAAAGACUGUGAAGUAGUUCUGCUGAGAACAACCGAUGAAUUCAAGAUAUGGUUUUGUGCAAAGGUUCGCAUUAUGCCUUCUUUGGGAGCCAACCCUUUACAGAAUCCUAACCCUAUUGUACACAAGGUUUCAAAUGGCCAUGCUGUUCAUUUCUGUGAAUCUGCUGCAGAAGAGAAUAAAAGCGAUUUGAAAAAGUGUUCGCCUAUUCGUUAUUUCACGCAUCAUAGUGUGAAGUAUUUCUGGAAUGAUUCAAUUCAAAGUUUUGAUGUUGUACGAGGUCUAGAUGAAUCUACAUUAUGUUCUUCAGUUCAUAACGAACACAGCACAGGACUGACAAAGGAAAUGCAUGAUUACAGAAAAGCAUUCUAUGGAGUAAAUGAAAUUGCUGUGAAAGUGCCUUCCAUUUUUAAGCUUCUGAUUAAGGAGGUUCUCAACCCUUUUUACAUUUUUCAGUUGUUCAGUGUGAUAUUGUGGAUCACUGAUGAAUAUCACUACUAUGCAUUAGCAAUUGUGAUUAUGUCUGUAAUAUCCAUUGUUAGCUCACUCUACACCAUUAGAAAGCAAUAUGUUAUGUUACAUGACAUGGUAGCAGCUCACAGCAUUGUCAGGGUUUCUGUCUGCAGAGGAAACCAAGAAAUAGAAGAAAUCCUUUCCACCGACCUUGUGCCUGGGGAUAUCAUGUUGAUUCCAUCUAAUGGAACAAUUAUGCCCUGUGAUGCAGUACUUCUCAGUGGUACUUGCAUUGUAAAUGAAAGUAUGUUAACAGGUGAAAGUGUUCCUGUCACAAAGAUUAAUCUACCAAAUCCUUCAGAAUAUCCGAAAGCAAUGGGAGAUGAAAGAUACAGUCCAGAAGUGCAUAAACGGCAUACUUUGUUCUGUGGAACCAAUGUCAUUCAAACCCGCUUUUAUACUGGAGAAUUGGUCAAAGCUCUAGUAGUGAGAACAGGCUUUAGUACUGCUAAAGGACAGCUUGUUCGUUCCAUACUGUAUCCAAAGCCAACUGAUUUUAAACUCUACAGAGAUGCCUAUUUGUUUCUUCUGUCUCUGGUAGUGGUGGCAGGCAUUGGGUUUCUUUACACGGUCGUCAAUAGCAUCUUAAAAGAGGUUCCAGCUGAUACCAUCAUCAUUGAGUCUCUUGACAUUAUCACUAUCACGGUGCCUCCAGCGCUCCCUGCUGCCAUGACUGCUGGCAUUGUUUAUGCACAAAGAAGGUUGAAAAAAAUUGGCAUCUUCUGCAUCAGCCCGCAAAGGAUAAAUAUUUGUGGCCAGCUGAAUCUUGUGUGUUUUGAUAAGACUGGCACACUUACUGAGGAUGGCUUGGAUCUUUGGGGAAUUCAACGGGUAGAAAAUGCUCGUUUCCUUUUGCCGGAAGAGAGGGCUUGCAGUGAGAGCUUGCUGAAGUCUGAGUUUGUUGCUUGCAUGGCAACUUGUCAUUCCCUUACAAAAAUUGAAGGGGUACUUUCUGGGGAUCCACUUGACUUGAAGAUGUUUGACGCAAUAGGAUGGAUUUUAGAAGAAGCAACUGAAGAGGAAACAGCUCUUCAUAAUCGAAUCAUGCCGACAGUAGUUCGACCUUCAAAACAACUUUUCCCAGAAUCCAAGCAAGCAACAGAUCAAGAAAUGGAAUUAUUUGAGCUUUCGACCAGUUAUGAGAUUGGAAUUGUGCGUCAGUUUCCAUUUUCUUCAGUUUUGCAACGUAUGUGUGUAAUAGCGAGAGUUCUAGGGGAGAAGAGAAUGGAUGCUUACAUGAAAGGUGCCCCUGAAGUGAUUGCCAGCUUGUGUAAGCAGGAGACAGUUCCUGCUGACUUCGAGUGUGUCCUGGAAGAAUACACUAAGCAGGGCUUCCGAGUUAUUGCUCUUGCUCACAGAAAAUUGGAGUCCAAGCUCACAUGGCACAAAGUCCAGACUAUUAAUAGAGAUGCUAUUGAAAGCAACAUGGAUUUUAUGGGAUUAAUUAUAAUGCAAAACAAACUAAAGCAAGAAACCCCUGCUGUACUUGAAGAUUUGCAUAAAGCCAACAUUCGCACUGUCAUGGUUACAGGGGAUAAUAUGUUAACUGCUAUCUCUGUGGCCAGAGACUGUGGAAUGAUUCUACCUCAGGAUAAGGUCAUUAUUGCUGAAGCACUACCUCCAAAGGACGGGCAGGCUGCCAGGAUCAACUGGCAUUAUGCAGAUACCCUCGCAAAAUGCACUAGUUCAUCACCAGCCAUAAACUCAGAGGAUAUUCCGGUUAAAUUGGUCCAUGAAAGCCUUGAGGAUCUCCAGAUGACCAAAUACCAUUUUGCAAUGAACGGAAAGUCAUUUGCAGUGAUUUUGGAGCAUUUUCAGGACCUGGUACCCAAGCUUGUGUUACAUGGCACUGUGUUUGCUCGUAUGGCGCCUGAUCAGAAAACUCAGCUGGUGGAAGCUUUACAAAAUGUAGAUUACUAUGUGGGCAUGUGUGGAGAUGGAGCAAAUGACUGUGGCGCGCUAAAGAGGGCACAUGGUGGUAUAUCUUUGUCUGAACUUGAGGCUUCUGUGGCAUCACCAUUCACUUCCAGAACACCUAGUAUUUCCUGCGUGCCAAAGCUGAUCAGGGAAGGCCGUGCUGCUUUAAUAACUUCCUUCUGUGUAUUUAAGUUCAUGGCAUUAUACAGCAUUAUCCAGUACAUCAGUGUUACUCUGCUAUAUUCUAUCCUGAGCAAUUUGGGAGAUUUCCAGUUUCUCUUCAUUGAUUUGGCAAUCAUUUUGGUGGUUGUCUUCACUAUGAGUCUGAACCCUGCUUGGAAGGAGCUUGUUGCACGAAGGCCUCCAUCAGGUCUUAUCUCAGGUCCACUUCUGUGUUCUGUUUUGUCUCAGAUCAUCAUCUGCCUUGCUUUCCAGACCUUCGGGUUUUUUUGGGUCAAACAGCAGCCCUGGUAUGAGCCUUGGACAAUGGAAUCUGAUGCAUGUAAUGUGUUGGAUGCCACAAACACCAGUUCUGCACACCAUGAGAAUGAGACUCUUCAUGAUGAACAUUAUAUUAAAAAUUACGAAAACACAACUUUGUUUUUUAUAUCCAGCUUUCAGUACCUCAUAGUUGCAAUUGUCUUUUCUAAAGGAAAGCCCUUUAGACAACCAUGCUACAAAAACUUUCUGUUUGUUGUAUCUGUGAUAGUGCUUUAUGUCUUCAUAUUCUUCAUCAUGUUGCAUCCUGUUGAAUCUAUUGACACAUUUCUUGAGCUCGUGUGCGUGCCAUAUGAGUGGCGCCUAAGAAUUCUCGUCAUUGUUGUUCUCAAUGCAAUUGUAUCCGUGUUGACGGAGGAGGCUGUGGAUCGCUGUGGAGUCUGGUUCCUUCCUUCCGUGUUUGGCUGUAGAGAGAAGACACCAAAAGCCAAGUAUAUGCAUCUAGCUCAGGAACUGCUGGUUGAUCCAGAAUGGCCACCAAAACCCAGAACAACAACAGAAGCGAAAGUACCAUCCCAAUAAAAUGGUUCAUAUCAAAUCAUCACUGUAAUGUAACAGUGGAUCUUGGUGGCAUGUCUUUAGUAGUAUUCAGAAGAAUGUAAUUUUUAGGCUUUAUUUGAAAUUGCAGUAUACUAAAUGUCAAAAUUGUAAUGCAAAUAUUUCCAACUGUUUUGUCUCUCUGAAUACAAGGUUCAGAGUCAGACAUCUUAUGGCUAUAAAUUUUUAAAAUGUAGGUUACCUUAGACAGAAGAAAAAUGAUUGUGUUUCCUUCUACCUUCUUUCACAUUUCAUUAUUCCUAAAUGAGAUCUCUUUGAAGGUUUACACUGCAGGGCAGUUAAAAUAGGUUCACUUUAUUUGCCUGGGGUAUCUUAAUCAUUGUUCUAACUGGCUUACCCAGGCCCAUGUUCAUGUAAACCCAAUGAUGUAAUGGUUUCAUGGUAGUACUAGAGGCACAUAACCUUGUCAUGCUUUUUUUUUUUAAAUAUUCACUGUUGAAAAGCUCCAUGGUUGAAAACCGUGCCUCAGAACGGUUCUAAAGUUUUGGUGUGUGUACCUCUAAGUUUGUUCCUACUAGUAAGGAGUGUUUCCAGGUGUAAAGUUUGGAUUUUAAGUUUUAAUUCUUUAGUCUGCCACAGCAGGAACUGGGAAUGCUAUAGAAGCAAUAUGCUCUAUGCUCUUGACAAGAAAGCACAUUGGUUUCAAGUGGGUUCUCAGUUUCUUUUCUAGCUAACCCCAAGGAAGGGCUUAGGUGGCCCUCAGAGGAGGAGACAUUUGGCUACACCAAAAUUUUUGGAGAAAGAAAGCUGGAGAAUCUUAACACUUUCUUCUGUCUCAUGUUUUAUUACAUUUAGCUAUGCAUUUCUCCACAGGCCUUGCUUUUUCCAGCAGAAGGGAUGGAUUAUCCCUUUGUGGACCACAUUUUAUUUGUAAAUCUUAAGAUAAUUUUCCUAUAUACCUUGAAGUAGUAAGGCUGGAGUUACUGCUGCAAGGGAAACGGGGGUGGGAGGGAGGAAUACAUUCACAUGCCCACGCUUGGGAUUUGUGCAUGUUAAGAACAUAUGCAUUUCAUAGAGUCUGCCAGUGUCUUAAGCACUAUAUGUAGCUGUAUGAAACAAAAUUAAGAGAAAAUAGAUGAGCUAAAAUCUGUCUUGCUGCAGAACUGUGAGGCUUAUGUGGAUUUUAUUUUAAAAAAAAAAAAGCCUCCAUCACCAAUAAUGCUGCUUAAGUGCUUGGGGUAGCGAUACAUCCUUUUGCCAUUAGGCGGUGUCAAAACAUAAGACCACUGGAAAAAUAGAUCUGAAAGAUGUAGAGGCAGGCAUCAUCUUCAUGUGCAGAGCUUAAAACUUUUCUCUCUUUUUUUUUUUUUAAACCACAAAUUACUUAUCUCCAAACCAUCUUCAACUUGCUAAACUUUCAGAAAAGUCAUCUUUAGUGUCUUUGGGAAGAUGAUAAAAACACAGACUCUUGAUCAGUCUGUUUUGACCAGCUGCAGCUGACUGGUUCAGACACCUCCAAGCCUCUGGAGGGGAUCUGGGAUCUGGAGAAGUCAUAAUUCUGUAGAGAACUUUUAGAGGAGGAAGUUGGGUCCCUUAGAGUAGUUGUGGAAAGCGGGCUCCAAACUCCCUGGCCAGCUGGGAUACAUUUCAAUUGUGUGUAUUCUAAUGAUGGAAUUUGAGGUUUUGUUUUGUGUGGGUUUUUUUAAAUUAAAUUUUAUUUUUUUAAAUUCUUGUGGAGAUGAUCCUAUUCCAGCAUUGCUUUAAUAAGGGGAAUUUUUCAGGUUGGGCCUGAUUCCCUUGUGCUGUUCUGUAAGGCAGUAUGGACAGUGUCCCCCACUGCUCAUGUUUCUGCAGUGUUGAACAUACUGUGCCAAUGGGGAAUUUAAAAGUGGUGCUAAAUGGUUUGGAAAACUUUUAAACCUUCAAGUUCUAGGAAAGUUACUAGCACUUGCUCCUCAUAAAGAGGAUGCAUAUAGUGUAUUAUCCUCUAGUCCAGCUGUCAACUCUUUUCCUGAUUUUUUUUUUUUCUGUUGUUUGGUUUUGAGGGGUGGAGCAGGGGAAAGAGGGAAGUGGUUUUCUUAACAUUUAUUCAACGGAUCAAUGUAAAACUUUUAUCCUGGCUUCUUAGGGUCAUAAACAUCAAACAUCAUCAGUACCUUUUAAGGGGUCUGCUGUUGCAGACUUGGAUAAAUUUAUUAAUCAUGAACUUGAGACAGGUGGCUAAUUUCUGUCAAUACUGAUUUUGCAAACUCUUUGUAGCAUGGAAUAAUUGAUGAAGAAUAAUUCAUAGCUGCGUAAGUAGUAUUCAAAUUUAAAGAAAAGUAAUAUUUUAGUUGAAAAAUGUUGUGAAGCUAUGCAUCUUGGACCUGGGAGCUGUGACAUCCUUAAAUGCGUAAGCUUCUGCUUUCUAUUUCAUUGACCAUUUUAGCUUGGUUGUUCCCUCAGAAGUGAAAGAAAAUAUGUCUUUCCCUUUUAUAUGCUUUUGCUUAAUACUUUCUCUAAACUGAUCAUUUCUCUCAGCUUGUUUAGUUUGUGAAGCUAGUCUUUCAAUCUUACUCUAGUUUAUUAAACUUAUCUAGAAAGUGAGGAGGAAGCAGCUUAUUAAGGUGGGCUUGUCUUUGGAGAAUGUUUUAGGGAGCUCUUACUAAAAUGGAUAUUGCCCAGUGUCUCCACUUGGUUGAGUGACGAAUGGGUCAUGAGCCUACUAAACUUGAGUAUUUUGCAAAAGGGAGCUAGUUUCCUCAAGGUAUGCGUUGAGAGUUAGUAAAUGUUCUUGAGGUUGCAUGCUUGAGCUCUGACCUAUUUGCUUCUGACGCUUUGUCAAGAAUAAUAAAUCGGCUUUUCUGAGAAUCCUUCUUGUUGUUGCAAGUCAGCCACAGAAUAAGCUUUUGCAUCUUCUGCAAUUAUUGGGAUUUAUGCCUUCCUGCCCAAGAGCUGAGUUUGGCCACCUAUAAUUUUUCUCAUUUUGAGCAGUUUAGUUUUUCUGGUUUUCAGAAAUGCAGCAAAUUAGAUUUGCACUAGUGUAUUCAGUUUCUGCUUUGAAGUAAGAUGAAAUUCAGUUUGUAGUGAAAAGAAUCUCUUCUAAUGUUCAUCUUGGAAGUCUAAAUUCAGGUGAAUAGACCAAUUUAGUGAUCUCCACUAGAUACUUGGUAGACGUUUUCUUCCUGCUGUAUAUUUUGGCCUUAUAUUGAGGAGUUUGAUUUACUAUUAAAUUAUUUGUGUAUGCAGACUUUAAUCUGUAUGUAUUUUACUUUGAUGUAUUAGGAUUUGUAAAUAUUACUGAUUUUUUAAAAUAUUAUUUAUGCAGAUACUUAAAGGACUGGUCUACCCAGAAAAGCAAUUGCUAAAUAAUAAAUAUUACUUUUUAGAAAUAAAUUGUAAGAUCAUUAAAUUGUAUAUCCCUCAGGGUUAUUUUUAAAGUUGGUUUUUUCUUCUUCCCUUCAGAUUCAAUUAUUAGUAACUCUAGUUCCAUGUGCUAUAGAACUAAAUCUACUGUAAAGAAAAUGCUGCGCAUAAUGUUUGAGUAGAGGCGACUAAAAACACCCACAGAACUGAUUGUCCAUAUUCAUAGUAACCUUAAAUUGGAAACUCUUACUGUUGCACUUUUUCAAAGUUGUUGGAUUUUAAAUUCUAUUUAUUUUUUUCUUUCUUCAUGAAGGUUGUGCUGAACAGUCAUCCCAAAUUGGGUAAAUAAUCCUGUACUGUAUAUGUGUAUACAGUAUAAUACUAAACAGAUGUGGAGUCCUUUUUAUGCUGCAAAUUUUUAAUGCUUGUGUUGGUCAUCACAAAAUGAGAGAGCUAAAGUUCUGUAGGAUUUCUCCCAUGAGAUUCUGAAUUGUAAACUUAGGCUUUUGUAUGUCUAAGGAAAAGCUGUGGGUUUUUGACAAUUUUUAGAGUCUUGAAUAUGUUGAUUUUAUACAGUAAAGCUUCAGGUUUUUAAAGCUAUUUUCAACAAACUGCAGCUUGUUUGAUAAUUAUGUGAACCACAAAUUACUCGGUUUGUCAUGAAUUCGUCGAGCCUAACACAGAUUAAAAGGUUUAUCAUUGCAGCGCUCUCUAGAAGCUCAGCUUCCUUUUUAUUUUUAAAUCUGAAAUGAUACUACAUCUUUGUAUUUAAGAUAUGUAUUGCUGCUCUAGAAUGGUACCCUGUUUUCACGAGGCAUACAUAAAGAACUGUACAAUAGAAUUGUAAAUAGACUUGUAAAUCAUUUUUGUGACUGAAGCUCUUUGAAAAUAAAAUUAAAAUGAACAGAUAUUUUAACUCUU
Molecule: messenger RNA, 8190 nt
Organism: Phalacrocorax carbo (great cormorant)
Lineage: Eukaryota; Metazoa; Chordata; Aves; Suliformes; Phalacrocoracidae
Source: RefSeq, a predicted model, not a curated record